AGGAUGUCUUUGCUUAUUUAGCAAAAUAUUCUGUGCCACUACUGCGAGCAGCGUGGCUGAUCAAGAUGACAUGUGCCUACUAUGCUGCUGUUUCUGAAGCUAAAAUUAAAAAACGUCAGGCUACUGAUCCAAAUAUUGAAUGGACUCAAAUCUCAACCAGAUACCUUCGAGAGCAGCUGGCAAAGAUUGCAGAAUUUUAUCAUGUGUCCUCAAACCAAGGCAAUGGCUCGGUUGCUAUGCCUCAAGAGGUGGAACAAGCCCUGAAGCAGUGGGAAUAUAAUGAAAAGUUGACAUUUUAUCUGUUCCAGGAGGGAAUGCUUGAAAGACAUGAGUAUUUGACAUGGAUACUGGAUGUUCUGGAAAAAAUCAGACCUGCUGAUGAUGAACUUCUUAAACUCUUGUUACCGCUAAUGUUGCAGUAUUCUGAAGAGUUUGUUCAGUCAGCCUACCUAUCCCGUCGCCUUGCUUAUUUCUGUGCCAGACGACUGUCUUUAUUGCUAAGUGAUACUCCUAACCUCGUAGCUGCACACUCACCUCACAUGAUUAUUGGACCAAACAAUCCUCCUUUAACAGCUCCAAGUCCUACUGCAACAGGUCCUGUGGUGAGCCCGGUACAGCUAGCCUGUUCAGAUUUCUUUUCCUGCCCACAACAUCGUCCUCUAGUUUAUGGACUGAGUUGUAUGCUGCAGACUGUAACUCUCUGUUGCCCAAGUGCCUUGGUGUGGAACUAUUCCACAAAUGAAAGUAAGAGCAUUAAUCCAGGUUCUCCUCUGGAUUUACUUCAAGUUGCUCCAUCUAGUUUACCUAUGCCAGGUGGAAAUUCAGCAUUUAAUCAGCAGGUUCGGGCAAAGAUUUAUGAAGUAGAACAGCAGAUAAAACAACGAGGUUGUGCUGUGGAGGUGCGAUGGUCUUUUGACAAGUGCCAAGAAUCAACGGCAGGGGUCACCAUCAGCCGAGUUUUGCAUACAUUGGAAGUCUUGGAUCGACACUGUUUUGACAGAUCAGAUUCCAGCAAUUCAAUGGAGACUCUUUAUCACAAGAUUUUCUGGGCAAACCAGAACAAAGAUAACCAAGAGGUUGCCCCUAAUGAUGAAGCUGUGGUAACACUGCUUUGUGAAUGGGCUGUGAGUUGUAAAAGGUCUGGCAAACACAGGGCGAUGGCUGUGGCAAAACUCCUGGAGAAGAGGCAAGCAGAAAUUGAGGCAGAAAGAUGUGGUGAGUCAGACGUGCUGGAUGAAAAAGAAUCUAUUUCUUCAGCUUCUCUUACUGGAUCCAGCCUUCCUGUCUUUCAGAAUGUCCUACUUCGGUUUUUAGAUACACAGGCUCCUUCAUUAUCUGACCCAAACAGUGAAUACGAGAAGACAGAAUUUGUGAAUCUGGUGCUGCUGUUUUGUGAGUUUAUUCGACAUGAUGUUUUCUCCCAUGAUGCUUACAUGUGCACUUUAAUAUCGCGUGGAGACUUGUCAGUUACUGCAACCACUCGACUACGCUCACCUACUGGAGAAACUGUAGAUGAACGCUAUUCUAAGGACCAUGAUGUGAAAUUGGAGGAACAUAGUAUUAUGGAACAUAUGGGCAUUGACUCAGGAGCCACUAACAUUUUUGAUGAUGUAGACAAGAGUGACUUUAAGACAGAUUUUGGUUCGGAGUUCCCAAUUUUUUCUCCAAUGCCUGGGGAGUCUUGUGAGAAUGUCAACUCUUUGUUAGACAGAAGAAUUUCAAUUAACAGUGAGAAGUCAGUGAAGAGGGAAAAACUGAGAGAACUGAUUUUUCCAUCCAGUUAUGACCACCUUCGCCAUUUGCAAUAUGCAACACACUUCCCUAUACCUCUGGAAGAAUCUUCUAGUCAUGAAUGUAACCAGCGCAUGAUUCUUCUUUAUGGUGUUGGCAAAGAGCGUGAUGAGGCAAGGCAUCAACUGAAGAAGAUUACCAAAGAUAUCCUGAAAAUCCUGAAUAAGAAAAGUACUACUGAAACAGGGGUUGGGGAUGAAGGGCAGAAAGCCAGGAAGAACAAACAGGAAGCAUUUCCAACUCUGGAGACUGUGUUCACCAAACUGCAGCAACUGUCCUAUUUUGAUCAACAUCAGGUGACAUCUCAGAUCUCCAGUAAUGUUCUAGAACAAAUAACUAGCUUUGCUUCAGGUACAUCAUACCAUCUUCCUUUGGCUCACCACAUACAGCUUAUCUUUGAUCUUAUGGAGCCAGCACUCAAUAUCAAUGGGCUUAUUGACUUUGCUAUACAGCUGUUAAAUGAACUGAGUGUUGUGGAAGCGGAACUACUGCUGAAGUCAUCCAGCCUGGCAGGAAGUUACACAACAGGAUUAUGUGUGUGCAUUGUUGCUGUUUUACGGCGUUACCAUGCCUGCCUAAUUUUAAAUCCAGAGCAGACUGCUCAAGUUUUUGAAGGAUUAUGUGGUGUUGUCAAGCAUGUUGUUAAUCCAACAGAAUGUUCUUCCCCAGAAAGAUGUAUUUUAGCUUACCUCUAUGAUCUCUAUGUGUCAUGUAGCCACCUGAGAAGCAAAUUUGGGGACCUUUUCAGUAGUGCUUGUUCAAAGGUAAAGCAAACGAUAUACAGCAACGUACAGCCCUCAAACUCCAACUUGUUAUGGGAUCCAGAGUUCAUGUUGGAUUUUAUCGAAAAUCCCUCUGCUCACAGCAUCAACUACUCAAUGUUAGGCAAGAUCCUGAAUGACAACGCAGCCAAUCGCUACAGCUUUGUGUGUAAUGCACUAAUGAAUGUGUGUAUGGGGCACCAAGAUGCAGGAAGAAUUAAUGACAUAGCUAACUUUUGCGCAGAGUUGACAGCAUGCUGCACGGUGCUAAGUUCAGAAUGGUUAGGGGUUCUAAAGGCUCUUUGCUGUUCUUCAAAUCAUGUCUGGGGUUUUAAUGAUCUGCUUUGCAGUGUGGAUGUGAGUGACCUUUCGUUCCAUGACUCACUGGCCAUUUUCAUUGCUAUACUGAUAGCCCGGCAAUGUUUUUCUCUGGAGGAUGUAGUUCAGCAUGUUGCACUUCCUUCUCUCCUUGCAGCAGCCUGUGGGGACCCAGAUGCUGAACCUGGGGCGAGAAUGACAUGCCGUCUUCUGCUUCAUCUCUUUAGAACACCCCAGCUCUACCUGUUACCCCAAGCAACGGGGAAGUCAUUCCCAGGCAUUCGCUCUUCUUGUGACCGCCACCUUCUAACCGCUGCUCACAACAGCAUUGAAGUGGGAGCUGUGUUUGCAGUCUUAAAAGCAAUUUUGAUGCUUGGUGAUGCUGAAAUUGGCAACAGCGGUGUUAACUCUUUGAAGAAUGAGGACUUCACUCUGAGAGGUUUAUUAGAUGACCUUAAUGAUGAUGAAAUUUGGGGUGCCUCACACACACUGAAAUGUGGAAAAGCUAUUUCCAUAGAAACUGCUAGUCUAAGUGAAUAUGCUAGAUAUGUGCUAAGAACUAUUUGCCAGCAGGAAUGGGUGGGAGAGCACUGCUUGAAAGAGCCUGAGAGGUUAUGCACGGACAAAGAUCUUAUAUUGGAUCCUGUUCUUUCAAACAAGCAAGCACAGAAACUACUGCAACUUAUCUGUUACCCUCAUGGUAUUAAAGAAUGCACAGAGGGUGACAACACUCAAAGGCAACACAUCAAGCGCAUACUUCAGAACUUAGAUCAGUGGACUCUCAGGCAAUCUUGGUUGGAGCUCCAGCUAAUGAUCAAACAGUGCAUGAAGGAGCCUGGUUCUGGGUCUGUGGCUGAAAUGAACAGCUUGUUGGAUAAUAUUGCAAAGGCGACAAUAGAGGUGUUUCAGCAAUCCGCUGAUCUAAACAAUAACUCUUCUAACUCUGGUAUAGGCCUCUUCAGUCCAAACUCUGUUGGAAAUGCUGAUACAAGUAAUACAAGACAGAAUGGUAAAAAGACAUUUCUAAGCUCUUCUGAACGUCGAGGCGUAUGGUUGGUGGCUCCCUUAAUUGCGAAGCUGCCUACCUCAGUUCAGGGUAGGGUCCUGAAAGCAGCUGGAGAAGAGCUGGAAAAAGGUCAGCAUUUGGGAUCGUCCUCAAAGAAGGAGAGAGAUAGACAAAAGCAAAAAAGCAUGUCUCUUUUGAGUCAGCAACCUUUCCUUUCUUUGGUACUUACUUGCCUUAAGGGACAGGAUGAGCAACGGGAAGGGCUUCUAACAUCACUGCAAAAUCAAGUUAAUCAGGUGGGUGGAAUGUUUGACACUGUGCAGAGAAGCACACAGUGGACUACAGACUGGGCACUUCUGCUGCUUCAGAUAAUUACUUCAGGAACUGUCGAUAUGCAAACCAACAAUGAGUUAUUCACAACUGUGCUUGAUAUGCUGGGUGUUCUCAUCAAUGGAACUUUAGCCUCUGACCUAUCAAAUGCAUCCCAAGGGGGGUCUGAAGAGAACAAAAGGGCAUACAUGAAUUUAGUGAAAAAGUUGAAAAAAGAACUAGGAGACAAGUGUUCAGAAAGUAUUGACAAAGUUCGCCAGUUGCUACCUUUGCCAAAACAGACAUGUGACAUUAUCACCUGUGAGCCAAUGGGAUCUUUGAUUGACACCAAAGGAAACAAAAUUGCAGGAUUUGACUCCAUAGAUAAGAAACAGGGUCUUCAGGUAUCAACAAAACAGAAAGUGUCCUCUUGGGAUUUAUUUGAGGGUCAUAAAAAUCCUGCCCCACUCUCCUGGGCUUGGUUUGGUACAGUUCGUGUUGAUAGGAAAGUGAUAAAGUAUGAGGAGCAGCAGCAUCUUCUCCUAUACCACACGCAUCCCAAGCCCAAGCCACGGAGCUACUACCUCGAGCCCUUAUCACUUCCUCCAGAGGAGGAGGAAGAAGAGCCUACUACACCUGUUUCUCAGGAACCAGAAAGGAAAUCAGCAGAGCUGUCAGAUCAGGGAAAGCCUACCACAGACGAAGAGAAGAAAACAAAAGGCAGGAAAAGAAAGAUAAAAUCAACCUCAAGAGCAGAUGAAUACCCACAGAACAACUUAUACAGAGUGCCUCCCAACUAUUCACCAAUUUCCUCUCAAAUGAUGCAUCAUCCCCAGUCUGCCUUGUGGGGUUAUAACGUUAUGGGACAACCACAACAGCCUAGCUUCUUUGUUCAGAACCAGCCCCUUCCAGCAGGUUCCAGAUUGGAUCCUACAGGCUCUUUUGUUCCAACGAACACAAAACAAGCCUUGUCUAACAUGCUACAGAGGCGUUCUGGCACCAUAAUGCAACCACCCUCCAUACAUGCAAUUACGUCUCAGCAGCAGCUGCUCCAGAUGAAACUCCUGCAGCAGCAGCAGCAACAGCGGCUACUCAGGCAGCAAGCCCAAACAAGACCUUUCCAACAGGGCCAGCCAAUAGAUCAGGCCGCUAUUUUCACUCAGCAAGUACGUCCUUCUUCCCAGCUUCCACAGUUCCCAGGGUUACAGCAGACACAGACUGUGCCUCAUGGAUACACAAUGUACAGUACUCAGAUGCCUUUGCAACAACAGCAGGCUGGUGGUGUAGUGCUUUCACCCAGCUACAACCCCAGAACGUAUCCAGCAACUCAUUCCAAUCCAGCUCUAAUGGAAAGACUAAGACAGAUGCAACAACAGCCAAGUGGGUACAUUCAACAGCAGGCUGCUGCUUAUAUUCAGCCUUUAACAGGCACUCAGCGACUGACUCAUCAGCCUUUGCAACAGAGUUCCUUGGUCGGAGGGGGACUUGAUACUGUACCAACCACAGCUCCUCACCCCAACCUUAACUCGGUACAGCUGCCUCAGGAACAGAUGAGACAGAGACAACAGCAAAUUCGACAACAGCGACUCCUUCAGGUGGGGCACUUGCAGCAACAGGGUCAACAGCAGGCACUUGGUCUCCAAGCAGUGCAACCACAGCAGCCUUUGUUUCCAAGACAAGGUUUGCAGCAGACACAGCAGCAACAGCAGACGGCUGCUUUAGUCAGACAACUCCAAAAACAGCUCUCUAGUAACCAGCCACAACAAGGGGUGAACCAAUAUGGGCAUUCUUCACACUUCUGAAUCUGAAAGGUGGGAUCAAGAUGUGGUGUUAUGUUUGCACUGAAGAAAAAUCAAAAUUCAAUGCACUAGUUAUUGCUAGAAAGCAAAAUUUUAAUUUUUUCUCUUUAAUUUUUUCAAUACGUAUAUUUUGUGCUGCAAUUGAUGUGAAUAUGUAACAAAGUGAAAGAUUAUUUUUUUUUGCAUUUAACUGGAAUUAAUUGUAUGAUUUGUGGGCCUAUUUAAAGAAUACAGUUGUUGCAAAGAAUUUGGUGCUUUUUUAGGGUACUGUUACUUUAAAGGGGUUAAAGAAUGGAUUUAUUUAUUUGUGGGAAACAUUUUUUCUUUUGUUAAGAACUGCACUGGACCAAACUACUGAUUUGAAAGGCACUUCCGAUUUUGGCAUAAAGAUUAAUGAACAAAUCAGAGUGUUCUCCUUUGUUCUUCAACAGUAAAAUGAACAUUGAUUUAAAUCAUAUUAAUUUUGACUGUUUGUAAUUUUCAUAAGCACUUUAUAAAGUUCUUUGUUUAAAAGUACCCAAUUUUCUCUUGCUUUCAUUGUGGAAAGAAGGUGCUGAAGUGGGUUUCUUGCUUGUAUUAGAACUUCCUAAGAUUUAUAUAAAAAGCCACAAUGUAACAUUAAUAAAUCUACUAGAAGUAGCUGUGCUUCACAUUUUUCUUUUUAAUGCAAAGUUCAUUGGCAGUGAACCUUGUGAGGGUACAAAAUGGGGUAACAAAGCCCUGAAUAGCACAACAGAUUUUGCUCUAAAUCAUUUAGGGCCUGAACCAAAUCCUGUUGAAAUCUGAUGGCAAUCUUUCCAUUGACUUCAACUGGAAUUGGAUCUCUGGGUCUCGUGCUAAGUUCAGCAAAAGUCUCUUUCCAGCUUUUGCCCUUUGGAAGCUUGUGCCAGGCUAGAAAAGCCUCCCAAAUCCCUUUUGCUGUUUCUGCAGUGCUCUAGCUGGGCCUCAUGUCUAUUGAUCUUGACCUAAAUGAGUUCUUCCUCUAAUAGAUGUAUUUAUUAUUUAUUUUGUAUGGUAAGUACUUAAAAUUUUGAAUUUAAGUCUUCAUGUUGGGUGAUAGUCUUGGUUGUGUAAUGCAUACUGCAUUUAUAAAUUUGGUGCAAACGCACAACUUAUACAUUAAAUUUAUUAUAAAGAGAUAUAACUAUUUUAUCCUUGUUCAAGUAUGUGGUAUAUUUGCUCGUAUUAGAGUAAAAAUAUCAGAAUAAAUUUACUAUGGGUUCAUGUAAUUUAAGAGUUACUCCAUAUGAUUUUCUUUUUUUAGAAUUAGAUGCACAAAUUGUGAAACAUGCAGGGCAUUUCAAAAUACAUGGGAAUUUUGUUCUCAUGUUCUGUAUUAACUCAUCUUUUCAUUUACCAUAAUAUAAGUGUACUGUUUGGUAUCCUAGUCAGACUUAGAUUGAAUAGAAAAGAGUCAACACUCAGCAAACAUUGUAGUACUGUAUGACAUCACAGAUAAUUAAAUUUUCAUAAACAGUUUAGUGUGGAAAAUCAUAAUAUCAAUAAUUUGUAUCUAAUUCUGACUUCCACACUGCAAAGUCUUACCCAUACAAGCAACUAGUAGGAUGGGUCAGCAUCUUUACUGCAAUAAAAUUCUUGUGAACUGCUUUGUACAUUGUGAAAAUUAUUUAACUCAAAAAUUCUUCACUUCACCAUCUCAGCUUGUACAGACCUUUAUCAAAACAGAAAGGCCAGUCAUUCCACUAAAUGAAUAGGUUGUCUGUUUUGAAAUAUUAACAUGUACCUGUACAUUUAUUUUCUUUUUUGUACAUUAGGUAUUUAAAAAAAAUGCCUGAUGCAAGUUGAUAUCCCUGUCCUUUCAGGUGACUGCAUGUUACUAGAAUAGUAUCCACCACAGAAAAGCAGACUUAAGACCAGUUUCUGUCCUCAGCCACAUACAUACAACACGCUUCACUGCAAUGGGGCUUCGUGGUUUUAGCUGAGGGCAAAACCUGGAGGUGCAUGUUUACUUAGUAGAAUUUGUUUGUUUACAAAUUAAUGGCAUUGAAAGUACCAGAAGCAAAACACAAUUUUAACUUUAAUUUUUCUUUUGGAGCAAAGAUUUAAAACUGUGUUAAACAAAAAUAACCUAGAUUACCAUCUAAUCAACUUUCAGUGGUCCCUGGGGACCUAGUCAGCAAAAGUAUUCAAGGCUGCCUGUGCCUUGCAAAGCCCCAAAACUUCUUGGGUCCUGACUCUGCUUGAGUCAAAGUUACUCAGCAGAAAAGAUCAGGUUGAAACAAAAGCUCUUUUAAAAACAAAUGAACAAGCUGGCAACUUUUUGAUCCUAAGGUUUUGGAGCUGGCUUGGAAGCUCAUGCAAAUAACUUAGCCACCAACUCAUUGUUCCUAGUUACUUUGAACUUCACAGC
This is a messenger RNA of Gopherus flavomarginatus (Mexican gopher tortoise), 8355 nucleotides long. It is a transcript of the gene MED12L, whose product is annotated as mediator complex subunit 12L. Lineage: Eukaryota; Metazoa; Chordata; Testudines; Testudinidae. The coding region runs from base 66 to 5987 and encodes 1973 amino acids. Gene Ontology annotation, cellular component: mediator complex. Gene Ontology annotation, molecular function: transcription coactivator activity; beta-catenin binding. The transcript has 40 exons. Gene Ontology annotation, biological process: regulation of transcription by RNA polymerase II. The record is from RefSeq and is a predicted model, not a curated record.